AGAGGGUGUUCGCGUCGUGUUAAGAAAAUACCAUAUUUCGAGAGCUACAUUCGCAUUUAGUUUCACGCUGUUUUCAUUCCGGACACGUGCGUCGAUCGAGAGAUUUAACGGUUAGGAAACUUACCAGAAUGUGUUUAUAACAGUUGCAGAAAAAUGAGUAACGUUCUUUUAAAGGAAGCAUAUACCGUUCAAUCGAGGUACGGACCAUUUUACACGGGUGGAAUUGUUCAGUGGAGUACCAAUGGGGAAUACAUAUUUUGCCAGAAGCAUGGCACUGUUUCUGUUAUAUCUUUGAAAAAUUGCACACCAAUAAUAUCAUGCUUACAAGAAAUAAGUGGUAACAAAGAAGAGGAUCCGAUCAAUUUGUUUAUCGUGAGUGACAAUGAUGCGAAUAUAAUAACGCAUCAUAAAAGUGGUCUUUUCAAAUUAUGGAAUUGGAAAGAGAAUAAAUUGAUCAAAAUGUGGAAAUCCAUUCACAAUGGACCUGUAGCGUGUAUUGCUUAUUGUAAUGAGAAGAAUUUAUUGGCGUCGGGGGGCAGUGAUGGUACUAUUAAAUUGUGGGACUUGCAUCGUCACACUUGUAUUCAUAAUCUGAGAGGAGCUCAAGGAGUUAUCAGUGUUUUAGGCUUUCAUCCGUGCGUUCAAAAAGAUCUUCUCUUUGCCGCUGGUGAAGAUUUAAAAAUUUAUGGAUGGAAUAUAUCGUCUGGUAAAAAAGAAAUUACUCUCUCCGGUCAUUUCAGUAAAAUUACAUCUUUAUCGUUUCACGAUAGUGGAGAUUACUUAAUCAGCUCGGGAAGGGAUAAGGUGUUAAUCUUAUGGGAUAUUUUCGCUGAAUCGUCAAUUCGUGUUUUACCUGUUUACGAAGAAAUAGAAGGUGCAUUUAUUAUACCUAAAAACGUAUCGUUACCGACAGUGCCUCCCAACAAAUUCGAAAAUGAUACCAUUUAUGUUGCUGCUGCGGGAAGAAUAGGUACUGUGAAAAUUUGGGAAAUGAAAACCGGAAGACAAGUAUACGCGCAACAAAAUUCUAUCGUGUCGAUAACAAAAGAAGAAGAAAAUCUUUCUAUUACACAUUUGCUUUACAAUACGAAUAGUAAUACUUUUGCUGUUGUCACUGUCGAUCACAAUAUAAUUAUUUAUUCUUUAGAAACAUUUGAGUGCAUUAAACAGUUAGUGGGUUACAGUGAUGAAAUUUUAGAUAUUGUAUACAUUGGAGAAAAUGGAAGUCGCGUAGCUGUUGCUACUAAUAGUUGGGAUAUAAAAUUGUACGAUCUAUCAAGUAUGAACUGUAAGUUGUUGCGUGGACAUACGGACAUUGUACUAUCUCUUGCGACAACACCUGCUGAUGUCAACCUAUUUCUUUCAUCGGCAAAGGAUAACAGUAUCUGCGUGUGGUACAUGAAUAAGGAAACUUUCGAAGUAUCCCGCCUCGCAUCGGCUAUUAGGCAUACUGCGUCCGUUGGUUCGAUUGCAAUUUCACAAACAUCUUGCAAGUUCUUCGCUUCUGUUAGUCAAGAUUCAUGCCUUAAGCUGUGGAAUUUACCAGAAAACUUCCAAUUCGAUGAGAAACAUUCCCUGGAUGUAGUUCACACUGUAUUAGCUCAUCGAAAAGAUAUCAAUAGUGUAACUGUGUCGCCAAAUGACAAAUUAAUCGCAACGGGGUCGCAAGAUAAAACAGCAAAACUAUGGUCAGCCAAUGAUCUACAAUUACUAGGGGUAUUUCACGGUCACAAGAGAGGCGUUUGGUGCGUGAGAUUUUCUCCGAUAGAUCAAGUACUUUUGACGACGUCGGCGGACUGUACAAUAAAACUUUGGUCGCUGACGGAACUUUCUUGUUUAAAAACACUAGAAGGCCAUGAGUCAUCAGUAUUGAAAGCAGAAUUUUUAACACGCGGUACGCAGUUAAUUACGGCAAGUGGCGAUGGUCUUUUGAAAAUCUGGAGCAUCAAAACUUCCGAAUGUUUAUGUACUCUAGAGGAGCACGAUAGCCGGGUGUGGACAAUAGCUGUUAGCAAAGACGAAAGAAAUAUAAUUAGUGGUGGAAGCGAUUCACUGUUAAUUAUUUGGAAAGACAUAACCGAAGAAAAGAAAGAGAAAGCAGCAUUAGAAAUGAAACAGCUUGCACUCGAAGAACAAGAGUUGGCAAAUUUACUUCAAGCAAAUAAGCUGAGUUCUGCGUUGAAUUUAAGUUUAAAAUUGAAACGUCCCCUGCAAGUAUUAAAAAUCGUAGAAAGUAUUUUAAUUAAAAGUUAUUCUCAACUUUCACAAACAAUUGGCGAAUUGAAACCCUCUUAUAAGGAAGAACUGUUUAAAUGUGCCACUACGUGGAAUACCAACAGCAAAAAUUGUCAAGUAGCUCAGGUAGUUCUACAAGCUCUAAUAGAAGAAUGGGAACAUGAGAAAUCUGAUAGAAACUCGGUUGUCACAUUGGAAUCUGUGAUACCAUAUACCGAACGACAUUAUACAAGGGUUACAAAGUUGUUGCAGAAUCUGCAUUUGUUAACGUACACUAUAAAUCGUAUGAAACCACAUAUUGGAUCUACAGGAACCAGAUAUUAAAAUGGCGCCUGAUAGACGUGCAUUAAAAGAAGAAAAUGUUGUAAUUUCAAAAUAGAAGCGUACCAACUAAUAUUCUUUGUUAUAUUUAUACCGUCUGUAAG
Molecule: messenger RNA, 2660 nt
Organism: Nomia melanderi (Alkali bee)
Lineage: Eukaryota; Metazoa; Arthropoda; Insecta; Hymenoptera; Halictidae
Product: transducin beta-like protein 3
Biological process (GO): endonucleolytic cleavage to generate mature 5'-end of SSU-rRNA from (SSU-rRNA, 5.8S rRNA, LSU-rRNA); endonucleolytic cleavage in 5'-ETS of tricistronic rRNA transcript (SSU-rRNA, 5.8S rRNA, LSU-rRNA)
Cellular component (GO): 90S preribosome; nucleolus; small-subunit processome
Molecular function (GO): protein binding; U3 snoRNA binding
Source: RefSeq, a predicted model, not a curated record